UUACUUAUCCCCGGUUUGUGUGACUAGCAAGCAUCACUAGAUCGCGUGUGCGCGUAGAACACGUUGUUGUGUGAUUUAGGUUUGUGCUCAUAGUGAAUUUGCACCAUUUUUCCCCAUUACACUAUACGCGCGCGUGCUUCAUUUUGGAGUAGAUCCAGUUAGGUGAAGCGUAACCAGAACGGUACAUUAAUACGGGAGCGCCAUCCGCGCGCGCAUGGUUUGUCGUAGGCGGACGUACAUGUGGUGCGUUUGUGUGUGUGUGCGUUGUGUGACUUGGUGUGCGUGCGUUGAAGAAAGAGAGGGAAAGUGUUCGCUCAGCGUAAUCCUUUUGCACAAAUGGCACCCAGCUUCUGGAUGCUGCAGUGUAGGAGUUUAAAUCGUCUCUAGAACGCGAAUAGGUGAGGAAGCGAGAGUGAGAGAAAGAAGAAAGAAAAGAGAACGAAAGCGAGAGAAGAAUCAAAGUGCGUGCGACCAGCUAACACAUACACGCGGGCGCUGCUGCAUUGCGCAUAUUGCACCGCUCAGCGAUUGUGAGUUGAAGAACCUUGUUUUCCUUUCCCGAAUCGGAAAAUUUCGGCUAUACAUUUGCUUUGCUGUGGUGGGCCCCCGAAUAUACUACCCACACACACACACACACCCCUUUUAUUUUGGAUGGUUAAGCAGUGCCCUCCGUAUAGCGUGAGCGUUCAGUUAGAAGUGAAGCAAAGUUGCAGGUUUUAAUUUGAUCGUGUGCAUCAUCACGUCGCGUGCAGCUUUAGCUCAUCUGAUCUGUGUGUGCGUAGUGAUCGUGCUUGGGCAGUGUUUCAUUUUGACGUCGUUUCCUGUACCAAUAGUGAUUACAUUCUAUAGUUUGCAAUCAUAAUUCUGCCGCAGGUUGCAAAAAUAUUAGCGCCGGUGUUUGUAGGGUAUGUGCCACCGGAUAUGAACGAUUUCGUUUCCAAAGGCAGCCAACAAUACACGCACACACACACACACGCUUGCUCUGUUUGGGUUGUGUGAUGCAGGUGUUUCUAGUUGAUUUUGUUGUAAUCUGAUAGACGUGAAGUGUUGUGUUUUCUUUUCUGCCUUACCUACCCGCGUCAGGUGUGUUUCGCCCUUUUUGCGUGCCACCCUUUGUGGUUAAGUGUAAGUUUCACAGUUUUCACGUAAAAUCACGUGCACGCGCAAGAUUCACAUUCGUCUAAAAAGAAGUGUGACCGGUUGAAAAGGAAAAAGAAACGACAAAUGCUUAGAACAACAGCGGGGUCCAAGCAAUCAUAUUGUCAAAGUGAUUUGCUAGAAGUGUAAAGUCAGUGAUCGCUUCGAGUGCGUGUGUUUGUUUUUUUUUUUGCAAUGGCCCCUACCUGACAGGUGUCAAAAAAGUGACAGUGCGAGCGAGAUCUUGUUGUGGUAUAUAGUUGGAACAGCAGCAAAUAAAACGCACAAUAAAAAAAAAAACCCUAAAAACCAUCGUUUGGGUCAUCCGUUUUUUUCUCUCUGACCAACGUGCGAGAAGAAUUAGGUGCGAAGCAUAAACUUAUUGUGCAGAUCCUGUCAAUUUUGUCAAAUUCAUCCAAACAGAGAGAAAGAGUGAGGAUGUGUAAGAAAAAAGAGAGAAAAGGAAAGAGAGAAAGAAUGUGCGUGUGUGUGCGAGAGCGCUAAGGGAUUAAACAGCGACAUGUGCAACACAGAUUUGCAAAGGGCACAUGGAGAUGUUGCCGAUCAAAUGGAGUCUUGUGCUGCUUGAUCGUAACAUACAAGAUCCCGCGCUUGCACACCAACGAAUCAACCACUGUCAGCGCGAUUAACAUCAACAACAGAGAGCUUCAACAGAGAGAAAGAGACUCCACCAAAGAAUGGUGCCUUAAGACAAAACUGCAUUUUAAACUAUAUUUAUGAUACUUUUGCAAUGAAAAAUUUAAGUGACAAAAUCGAUCCUUUCGAUCGGUACGAUAGUGCGCUGCGAUAUAAAUAGUAUGAUGCACCGAAGUUAAUGGAGACGCCCCACCUUUCAGUGCCCGUCCGCAGCGUUCUUUCCACCCGGCCACGUUCUUCUCCAGUUGCAAUGUUUGCAUUCGUCCAUUCUUUCAUAUCGGAUGUCUAAAAUGUCGCGUUCCUUUUCUGACAUUCGCUUCUUUCCCGUUUUUUUUAUAACCACGUUUUUAUGUCGCGUUCGCCACUUCUUGACUGUUUAUUCAUACAACCGCCACCCAACACUUUCCGUUCCCGCAUGCUUGAUCGUGCAGCGGAAAGUGAAGUUGGUUGCGUGGAUUCCAUGUUCCGUUGCCAAAUUCUCCCUGCUUUCCGAUGGCGAACAUUUGCUCCACGAUCCUUUACGUUUAUCGUUGUGUUGGUAGGCGUUUGUACAAUUCGCCAUCGCGCCCCUGUUGAAUUCACUAUGAUCUCGUUUGCUCACCCCCUGUGUCUGCCUUAAAGAGGCGCGCAAAUCUUCGGGCUUCUUUUUUCUACGUCCGCUAAAGUGAAGAUAUUUUUUGGCACCAACACCAAAAUUCUCGAUCAUGCGACGGAGAAGUAAUGUGCGAGACCUCGAAUGUGCAGCAACAACACGCGCGUUUCGUUUGUUACCCAAUGUUAUGUUUGCAAAGAGUUUGCGUUUUUAGCCAUUGAAAGUUUGACAUAUUUAGAACGUUAGAAAGCGAAAGCGUACGUGUGGUUAGUGAUAAACGAAAAGGUGCGAAAAGAAAAACCAUAAGUGAUCUAAACCAAGGUAUCUACAUCGUGGUGCGAUUGUGCACACAUAUUAGCAACACCAGAGAAUAACGAAUAAGUUUUUCGGGGGCUAUUGCCAUCAGCAUCCGGGUUUUGCGUCGUGGCGUCCAAAGCAAAGUGAGCGGAAGAUUCAUCUCGUCGGUUCCAGCACCAACCAUAACCAAAAAUCGCUUUGCCGUAUCCGCGUUGUCAAGCGCGAAGUUUUCUGCAACGACCAACGAAAAGAAAACAUACUGUUUUGCGGAUUUUAGCAACUUGUGUCUGUGUGUGGGUCUGGUUACGCUGUGACGACGAAAGCAAAGGAGAAGUGCGCGUGUACCAGCAGACAGGACGGGAACAGUAGCCAGUGUGGACGUAUCGUCGAAACGUUUGAAAUAAGCAUCAAGACAAUCACGCACCGAGCGGGCACAUUUAUGUGCAACCAAUCUUAAACACGUUGGGUAGAGGCCAUGAUGUCCUGCCCCCUUCCAUUACCAUUGCCACUACUUCCACCAGCACUGCACGCAGAUUUUCCUCCGGUGCACAUCGGAGUUAAGCGGGGCCUUAAUCUUUUCGAGCGAGGAAGCGACGAACUACUUAGUCAAGCAGCUGUUAUGGCUCCAGCGUCGGACAACAACAAUCAGGAUCUCGCCACCAAGAAAGCCAAACUGGACAGCACCAACACAGUGAUCGGUAUGGGCAUCACGAAAACGUCGCGUGUGGUGCAUAUUCGCAACAUCCCGAAUGAGGUGAGCGAAGCCGAAAUUAUACAGCUCGGGCUACCGUUUGGACGUGUCACGAAUGUGCUGGUGCUGAAGGGCAAGAAUCAGGCGUUUAUCGAGAUGGGCGAUGAGACCGCUGCCUCGACAAUGGUAAGCGUGUUCCAUGCCAAUCCGCCACCGUUGAGAGGCCGCACGGUGUAUGUACAAUACUCCAACCAUCGGGAAUUGAAGAUCGAUCAAAACCAUGCAAUUGCGAACGUAACGAACGCACUGCAGGCACAGGAUCUUACGCAGUCACCGACCGGAUCGCCGUUGCCGCUAUCGCUCGAACAUACCAACAGCAACUCGCAGAAUGCUAGCAGCAACAACACGAACAACAGCUCCACGACACCGAGCAGUGGUGGUGGCGGUGGUGGUGGUGGCAGCGGUGCACCCAACACCGUACUACGGGUAAUCGUCGAAUCGCUACUGUAUCCGGUUUCGCUUGACGUGCUGCAUCAGAUAUUUCAGCGGUUUGGAAAAGUGUUGAAAAUUGUCACCUUCACCAAAAACAAUUCGUUCCAGGCCCUGAUACAGUACCCGGAUGCGCAGACUGCCCAGAAUGCGCGGGCCUCACUGGACGGACAGAACAUCUACAACGGAUGCUGCACACUGCGCAUCGACAACAGCAAGCUGACGGCACUGAACGUGAAGUACAACAAUGACAAGUCGCGAGAUUAUACGAACCCAUCGUUGCCGUCCGGUGAGCCGGGCAGCGAUGUGAUUGCGAGCGCCGGUGGACUGGUGUCGGCCAGUGAUCUGCUGCUGUUGGCCGCCGGUCAACGGCCCCAGCUGUCCCGCGAUCGACUAGUCAAAUUAGACAAAUCUCCCUAUUUUCUAGUGAACGGCUUAGCGACACCGGGCGUGAUGCCACCGUUUGGUCUCGGGCUCGGUACGCCGGCCCUUGCCAGUGCAUACGGUGGUGCCCUACCCAGUCUGAAUGCGUUUGCGCUCGCAUCGAACGGUGCUCUCGGAACGCCGAACCCGGCCAACGUGCGGGGACUGUCGAACGUGCUGCUCGUUUCGAAUCUCAACGACGAGAUGGUCACGCCUGAUGCUCUAUUUACCCUCUUUGGAGUGUAUGGUGAUGUACAACGUGUAAAGAUUCUCUACAACAAGAAAGAUUCAGCAUUGAUUCAAAUGGCUGAACCCUACCAGGCGUAUUUGGCUAUGACCCAUUUGGAUAAGCUCCGUAUCUGGAACAAAACGAUCCGCGUGAUGCCGAGCAAACAUCAGGCGGUACAGCUGCCGAAGGAGGGCCAACCGGAUGCCGGACUGACCCGCGACUAUGCACAAAAUCCGCUGCAUCGAUUCAAGAAACCGGGCAGCAAAAACUACCAGAACAUCUAUCCACCAUCUGCUACACUGCAUUUAAGCAACAUUCCAGCAACCGUAACCGAGGAUGAAAUCAAAGAAGCUUUCACCAAGAACAGUUUUGAGGUUAAGGCUUUUAAAUUUUUCCCGAAGGACCACAAGAUGGCGCUGAUACAGCUUAGUUCGAUCGAGGAAGCGGUCUGCGCACUGAUCAAGAUGCACAACUACCAGCUGUCGGAAUCGAACCAUCUGCGCGUCAGCUUCUCCAAGUCCAACAUCUAACUGCGAGCGCCCGCGUAUGCGAGCGCCAAACACGGUACAUCGCCGGUACAGCAGCUGCCAGUAGCAGUAGUUCCAUCCGCUUCCCCAACAUCGAUCCCGAACGCGAUCCCCACCAACACCCAUUCACCGGUUGACCUGGUAGCGGCCAGUGACGAAACCACCGUUGUUACAUCAAGCAUAGCUACAGCAACAAACACAGCUACCACCACAACCAUUACUACGGUCAACGAGAACUCAUCGCUACCUUUAGCUCCCUCCUCAACGAUUUCAUCAUCCUCCUCCUUAACAACAGCAACAACAACAACAACAACAGCGACCUCGGCAUGAUCGCAACAGGUGGAACAGCAGGAACCUAACGGACGGAAUCUAACGAAUCUGAUACCCUCACCCGUUCGACUGUAGGCAACGGGUCGGGUUAAAGGAUGAGUGACAGCAGCAGCGGGAGCAAACAAAAAACAAAAAGGAUAACAUUGGGGUACCCCGAAUGGGUCCUGGCCAAAAAUGCGUUACAAGUAGCCUAAAGAAAUGGAAGUGUGGAAGGAUGUGUACGAAGGAAACAAUUUUGCAUUAUCAUAAACACGUAUAUAUAUAAUAUCCCGGUAUAUCACCGUCGUGUAGUUGUGUAGAGUGUGUGUGGCCGCUUGUUUGUGGUAACGGUAAACGAAGAGGAGAAAAAAAGUCAACAAAACUAAAAAAAAACGGAAACAAAUCUUUUAUCGAACCGCGAAGAAAACCCUCAAGAUUUUCGUAUCCGUAUUUGCACAAGCUGCACAAGCAAAACAUUAGAAACCGAAGGGAAAGAAAGCUAGAUAGAGUGAACCGUAUGUGUGAGAGAUAGUGGCAGCGCGUAAACCAAGAGAAAACCCGUUUUCAAUUUGGGGGACAAAAGCAUUUGGCAUUAUAGCGAAAGGAAAUUCGCAAAAGAAUAUAUAGUGGCCACAAGGCUUUCUCUUCUGUUCGGUUUUUUUUCUCCUUCUUUUUGGGAUUUUGUUUUUGUGAAGGACACACACAUACAACCGUAGAGACAAGUUACUAUUUGAUCAUGAUUAAAAUGUAAGGUGUAGAAUGUUAGUAGCGAAACAUCUGAUGUUGUACUAUCAUUACAGGAACACAGGUUGAUAGGUGAAAGCGUGGAGCAAAACCAUACAUAUAUACAUAUAUCAUUAGCCUGAUACACUUGUGCAUUGAACAAGAGUAGGAAAAGGAAGUAAAUAUCAAGAGAAAAGAAAGACGUACGUUGUGUGUAUGUGUGUGUGUGUGCGUGAAUGUAUGUACGUGUGUAUCUGCUUAUCCUUUACGAUAACAAUUGUGGACAAUCAUUUGUUUGUUCAUGUUGAGUUUACAGUUGUUAUACAUUUGGCGUAAGCUACCGAAAGGAAAAGAGAAGAUAAAACAAACCAAGUUGAACAUCAUUACAAAGAUUUCUGGUUUAGAACAGGGAUAUUUUUCACAUCUUCAUGUAUACAAACAUGCACACAAUCACAUACACACACAAACACACUCAUAAAUAAUGGUGUGUCCUUCGUGCUGUCUUGAAGUAAAAGAGCAGGAGUAAAUUCUUUAUCGCGUCACUUAAAGAGAGAGAGAGAGACAGAAACGAACAAGCCAACAAGCGCAUAUUCAAGCGAACAGAUCAAAGAGUGUUUAAUGGGAUCAAACUAUAUCUUUAUGGAGCAAAAGAAAAAAACAGAAAGAAAAAGGGAAGAAAAAAUCGAAACCAAAACGCGUUUAGAAGCAAAAUGUGGAGUAGCGAAUGAGGCCAAUACCCAGAUAUCAGUGACGAAAAUAUCAAACAAAUCAAAACAACAACAAAAAACUUGUAAACCAAUAGGUAAAAUGAAACGGAUAUUUCUAUCUAUACAUGCAGGCGCACACUAAAUCCUAAACAAAUCAUCAUUACAAAAUGGUAUUCGGAAACAGGUGGAAAAAUCGGAUAUCGUGGAAAUCGCGCGUUUGCGUGUGUGUGUGUGUGUGUAGAAUCAAGCAAAGAGAUUGUAUUGUACUGACAAAUCAACAGCCAAUAACAGCCAUUCGGUAUGGCAUGGGACAGGCACACACACACACGCACAAACAUAAGCGAAAAUGUUUGGGGGUAAACAAUGUAAGCGAAUUUAGUAAAUUUGUAGUAGUUGAAGUUUGCAAAGUUGAUGGAAUCAAGGCCACACUAACUGUAGUAAUGGAUAAUAAUGAGCGCUGGUGCCGGAACAAAAUAUGAAAGGUGGAUCAAUCUUUUGUGUGCGGGUGUGACAGACAGAACAGAAUCGGGCAAGGAAGGAAAUAACACAAUUAAAUCAACCUUCCCACCUUCCCCCUGGCUCCUUACCCCACAGACAAACAUUAAGCAGAAAUAUUUAAAUGUUGUUUCAAACACACGGCUAGCCAAGCAUAAGAAGUCUUUUAUGAAGAAAACUCUGGUACUGAUCAAUCGAAUGGAAGUGGGAAUAUAGUUGGUGGAGUUACAAGGAACGGGAGUAAAAAAGCAUUUUGAUAAUUUGCUAUCCCUCCCUAAAACCCUUCUCGCUCACUCACUUUUAUCAGUACGGCUUAGGAGGAACAAGUGCGAGGGGGAAUGGGCAAAAUCUUAACGCACACACGCACACGUGUAGGCAAAAAUUGUUGUAGGUUUAGCCAAAUGAAUGGACACUUUCGGUGCCACCUGUGAGAUGUGCAACAGCUCGAUCGCGAACGCUGCAAACAUCAUUAACCGUUUGUUUUCACCGUACCGAAAGGAUUGCUGCGUUCCGGUUUAUCCCGCUUUCCCCGUUUGUUUAGUUUUACAUAUUCUCGAAUUUUCGAUACAUGGCAUGUUAAUUUGUGUAAGAUCGUUUGUGGAUUAGGGCGAGAACGCGUUCAAAAGCAGCAGCAGCAGCAAAACAGAAAACCAAUCCUCAGGAGAUCACGUUUUGUCGUAUUCAGAUCAUAAAGAAAUCAACUCCCUCCCCUUUUUCCCCUCUAGUAGUUCCCCAAUCAACCCUCCCCACGCCUCUCAAGCAAACCGGCAUAGGUAGCAAAUGGACUUUGACAAAUCAGUAGCGACAAAGACCAGCGACAAGGGGGCGCGUUACAACCGGUAUAGGUAUUAUUUGAAUGUAAGGCACAGGGCAAUAAAAGGCGGGCUGCGAAUGUGCGCAAUGCGUAAUUGAAAUAAUUUUUUUCCAGUAUUGUUUAGGGUAACUGUUAAGAACAGGGAUUAAACGGGCACUGGGCAACCAAUUUAUUCAUAGCCGUACGCUAUAUUAUCAUUAUUGUCAUUAUAAUUAUUGCUACUAUUAAGACGUUACGAUUAUAUCGUUAGGAAUAUAUUAUCCGAUUAUUUCUCCCGUUAUAUAUGCUCCGUUUUUUUGCAAAAUGCAGCUCUGUUAGGUGAUUAGGAUUGAUUUACGUUUGUUUUUCUUCCACCUACUGUUAGGUUAGUACAUGUGUUUUUGUCUGGAUAAUACCGGUUAUGGAAAAAAAAGCAGAAAACGAAACGAAGCAUUCGUUAUUCGAAACGUUUUCCUUCUCACUCACACCACAUCCGGUCACUGUAACAUUUGGUUUCUUCCUGUAUUACCUACUGUCACACUCUGUUCUCACUCUAUAUGUGUUGCUAUCGUUUCGCUGUGUGCAAUUGUGCCGUUUUUUUUUUGUUUGUUGUUGUUCCUGUUUGAUUUCCUUUAUCACUACAUCUAUUUCGCUGUUACGGAAUCAAUUCCUUUUCUUUCUUAUUUUCUUUUUUUUACUAUUUUCACAUACAUACACACACUUUGCCGUUCCUUCUUUCUUGAUACUUGAGGUGUUACCGAACCCUCACUAAUCGGAUAUGUGCAAAAUGAUAUUUUUUUCUUACUUUAUUCUUUUUUUUUUUGGUUAACAUAGAAUUAGUGCUUAGCAAAUAGAAGUGUAAAAUACACACAGAUGAGAUUUGAGUGUUUUGUUACUGUGGAUGUACCGGACGGAUUUCGGUUUUGUUUUUUUUCACGAUAAUUAGCUUCUUCGCUUUGUUAAAUUCGAAGAGGUUCGUCGUCUGUUUGAGCGUUGUGUUCUUUCGCUUUAAUCACACGCGGUUUAAGAGCGUCGCUUUUUUUACCUUUAUUUUGAUCAAAUCAUAUCUUCCACUGAAUUUUUUUUGUAUCUUCUAACUCUGGCACUACUACCACCACCUUCCGUCAUCCCUGUCCUGCGCUCGCUACGAGCAAGAUGAAGAGCGUACACGUGUAUAACCUUAGGUGCAAUAUCGUUCAGAACGGCGAAUGAAAAUUUCUGUUGUAAGAAGUUUUCAACAACGAAAAUACGCAGUUGCGCUCAACCCAUUUUGUUAUGGCUUAAUGUCUCUCGUUUUUAAUAUCCUCGUGGCCAACCCAUUAAUCUCCGCUUUGGUGGAGUGUGUUUUCUAUUGUUUUGUUCCCGACUGGGGUUGUUUAAACAAACCAUAACUCGGGUGUUGGUCUCUCAUGCUUCGUUUCCUUCCAUUAAAGGGCUUUUUCUUGUGUUCAAGCAUGUAAAGAAAACACAAGUCUACAUUAAGUUGUGUUUGGUGGGUGGAUGUGUGUAUGGGUGUGUGUAUAUGUGUUGUAAAGCAAGUAUUUGUUUGUUGAUGUUACUGUUUUCUUUUAACACGAUCCUCCCAAUUCCUUCUCCGAUAUUGGAAAGGCAGAGGGAGAGAUGAGUUUAUGGAUAAAUUUUGAAUAAUCGAAUUAAUUUCAUUCCUGAAAGCAGCAAAAAAAGGCACGGGUUUUUAUUAACUUCUUCUGUUGCAUUCAUCCCAGAAUGAAUGUGGUCCCCGCCACGCAAUCGAAAGACAAUCGACAGUGGAUCGACAAUUGUGGCAGCGUGGUAUAAAUGUGUGUGCGUGUGUGUUAAGUAGUACAAUGGAAAAAGAUACGGAACAGGGGAAAACAAAAUGUGUAGUGAAAGGAAACGAAAAGUGAUGAUGGGUCAGCAUAAACCACGACCACGAGCAGAGAGGAGGGGUGCGCGUGUGCGUGUGUGUGUGUGCACGGGAAAAGAUCACUUCUUGAGUGACGUCAGUGUAGUGAUGGUACGGGAGCAAAUAACCGAUAUUCGUCAGAUUAUUGUUUAGCGAUACACAACUAAGCGAUACUACUGUGCCAGUUUUGGAUCAUUUUCUACACACACGGUAUCACAUUACACACGUACAGUGCAAGUUGCAGUGUGCAGAGUGUUAGUUAAAUUCGGAUAGGUGAAAAUUAAGUGACUGGUGUAAGGGUGAAAUAAAAAAAACGGAAACACAUUAAAUAAGGAUAUGAAAGACAAAACAAACAUAACAACUUAGGCGAACCGAAUAGAAAGCAGAUGAUCAACAAGCAAACAAAAGCGUGUUUAAUAAGAUAUUAUAAAGAAAAAACCUUCUCACCUCUUUCCUCUUCCCCACACAUACAAACACAGCAAAACAGGUAGAAAGGAAACCGUAUUUACAAACAACAUCUAACAACUAAUACAUUGACAAAAAAAACCCCUAGAAUUUCCCCCAUCCCCAUCCCCAAUAUUCAAGAGGCAAAGAUAAUCAGAAGAAAAUGUGAAGAUGUUUAAGGUACUAUUAAUCUCCCUUCCUCCCUUUCCCUCCCUCCCCCUUAUUCCUUUAUAACGUUAAUGUGUGAGCGAAUCAAGAUAGAGAGAGAAAGAGAGAAAGAAUAAAUGAUAAGUGUAGCCAAAAUAAAACAAACAAACAAAAAAGCAUACAUGCAAUAUCAGUGGCAAAAGAAAAGCAAAAAGUUCAACCAGCGCACAUAUGUAUAGUAGGAACUCUACGGUGUGCGCAUGAAACACGACAGCUGUUGAACAAAAACAGACACACACCCAUACACACACACACAUACACCAUCCCCCCCGAAUCAACACAAAUCAUCAAUGCGUUAGGCACUCUCUAUAUAUAUCGCGCAGCUGAAGGAUGGGAAUCAAAUUAGUGGAAAAGAAGAGAAGAAAGGACAGAUGAAAAGAAGAUAGAAAUGAAAAAUGGAAAAACAAACAAAUCGAUGGACGCAGUAUGUGCAUCCGUUUGCGAUUUGGCAAAUGGAGAACAACACAAGAAGAAGAAGAAGAAGAAGAAGAAGAAGAAGAAGAAGAGGAAGAAAAAACUGUUUAGCAAAGCAAGAACUAUUAAAAAAAUCAAACUAUAAACGAUAACUGAAACAAAAAUAUCCCCGUACGCACGAGCUCGGUGAAGAGAUUGAAUAUUAUAUGUAAGAGAAAUCUCGACAAUCAGAUGAUGUUAUAUUUUAGCGAUAAAUCUUUAAAAUGAAUGGUCUAUAAGAGCAAGCUCUAUUAUACAACACGCAACACGCAACAGGAGACACACACACACAAAAAAACACGCGCGCAUCAUCUAAAACAAACACACACACACACACACACAUAGUGAGCAGGCAGGCAAAAAGGGGGGAAAAUGAAAAUGCAAAACAUUAAACGAACAAAAAAAAACCCGGAAGUGGAAAGGUUGAAUCUUCUUCAUAUGUGUAGCUUAUAUAUAAAUAUAUUAUCAAACAACCACAACAAGAAACAACCAACACAAACAAUCUAUCCUUAUCUCUACUAGACAAAAGCGGAACAACACAACACAAAAAUCACACAUACACACACACACACACACAUACUUACUUCUACCCUUUUUCCAUCUCCCCCCAUUUUCCGCCUCUCCCUACUCUCUAACCUCCCUUAUUAAUCAUCUUAAUGUGCACUUGACAUUUAAAUUGUGCUAAAAAGGACACAGCAAUAGGAAGAAAUCAAACACAAAAACAAUCAAAGUAAGCGCUGCCGCGCAUAACAAUGUGUGUGUGUGGGUAAUCUCCAUACAGACUUUGCUGUGUCCGAGUACACGAGUCAAUGGAAAAAAAACUGAACGGAAAUCGUUCGUGUUAAGAAUGUGUGCGAAAAAAAAAUUUCCCACAUCUCAUCCCUCCCCCCCCCCAAAAGGUGUGGCGUAGUGUUUUGUGUACAUCUAUCACCACCCAAAACACUAUCUCUAAUGCUAGUUAUCUUCUCGUCUCUGUUCGACGCCUAUAUGCACGAAAUAAGGUAGAAUAAUUGUAUUCUAGUUUUUAUUUUAUUCUUAAACUUUUUCUACUAUAAUGAUCCAUUUUGUUUUUUUUUUCACACUCCUAGCAGUAAGUUCUCCGUUUAAGAUCGAACGUUUAAGCUAGAAAAAGUUCGUUUAAAAUCACACAAACACACACAGCAGAUGCAACAUUGGGUAAACUUCAGCAGGAAUGCUGCACUACUGUUGCUAUGGCUACUAACGCCUACUACUACGGCUCCUUCUCUUACUACUUACUACAAAACAAAAGCACAUCUUUCAUCUCGCUCUCUGUCUCUACUCUUACUCUCACUCUGUUGCUAACACACGUGUGUGUUUUUUUAAUUGCUUCUCUCUUUACAAUUGUUUAAAAAAAACUUCUCUUUAUUAAAACUAAGUAAUUCUUGUGUGUGUGUAAAUUUUCCACCCACCGCGCGUGCCGCUUCUUUUUCAUCCCACCCCUUUCGAAGAGAUAGAGAUUCGUUUACCAAUACGUGUACACACUCGCAAAAGAGAGAUUUCAAUGAUGUUCCAUCUGACAGAUAGCCAGACAACAACCGUGACUGAGCGUGCGUGAUAAAAUCGAGUUAGCGUUGAAUUUUCGUAUUUGAGUUUUGUGUUUUGUUAUGAUGAUCGGUCACGAUCAUGCAUAUUUAAACUAUGCUGUCGAAUGGAUAUGUUGUAAAGAGGACAAGACAGAGUCGUUAUGGUUUUGUGUGCGUGUGUGUGAGUGUACGUUAAAUGGAGGUGGUAGUAGUGCAGUUAGUGCAGUGGCUAGUGGCAUCCAACGAGCCACCAUAUUUAAGACGAUAAUGCGAUACGGAAAUGAAAAACAAACAGCAACAAACAAACAAACAAAACGGUGUAAGAUAAUUAAUGUUAUUUGUACAAGCUUUUUUGCCGAAACUCCCCAAUGAAAACCCCCGAACUCUGUACGUUUUGUAAAAGUUGUACUAAACUCGAAGGUUAAACACUGGGAUCGAGCGGGCAAUACACACAGAAAGCGAGAGCGAGCGAGAGAGAGAGAUAGAUAGAAGUGAAGGAUGUCGAUGUCUUUUUCCCGGCAUUGUAGAAUGCUUUCCAUCAUUUUUUUUAAAUAUCUUUUUUUGUGUUUUAAUUUACCUCUCUAGUUGGUACGUUUAUUGCUAACUAACUUAGAUCGCGAUCAUCAAUUGUAACUGAACGUUUUGAGACACUCUCGUCCCACUAACCAACCAAAACACACACAGACAAAAAUAACAAACACACACACACACAUACAACACACAUAUCCCCCGUUACACAUCGGUAUGAUGUUUAUCGUUAAAGUAAAAAAAAACCCCAGAAAACAGCUGCUAGAAAAGGAAAUAAAUUGUGCAAAAAAAAACGGCACUACUACAAGGCAG
Messenger RNA from Anopheles funestus (African malaria mosquito), 13442 nucleotides. It is a transcript of the gene heph, whose product is annotated as polypyrimidine tract-binding protein 1. The record is from RefSeq and is a predicted model, not a curated record. Gene Ontology annotation, biological process: mRNA processing; regulation of RNA splicing. Bases 3159 to 5045 code for a protein of 628 amino acids. The transcript has 15 exons. NCBI's taxonomy places the organism in Eukaryota, Metazoa, Arthropoda, Insecta, Diptera, Culicidae. Gene Ontology annotation, molecular function: mRNA binding. Gene Ontology annotation, cellular component: nucleus.